AUGGUAGACAUUGUAGCCCGCGAGCUUCCCACGUACAACUACGAGGAGAAUACAACUACUGAGAAGAGCUCUUCGGCAGGCAGUCUGGACAAGAACGUGGUCGACAUCGACAUCUCUGGCGCGCAGAAGUCCAAGCAGGUCGAAGAAUUCGAGGAGAGAAUUGCCAACGACGAGGCGACAGAUAACGAAUAUCGCGUUGAAGAAGCUUAUGAGGUUGCGUUGAAGGUUCUGUCUAUCAGGGACGAUCCUGAACUUCAGUCUAUCACUUUCCGCAGCAUCUUCCUUGGUCUUGGCUUCUCUGCUUUCGGGGCAGUACUGGCACAGAUCUAUUACUUUAAACCGCAGACCCUGAAUGUCUCAAUAUUGCUACUGCUUAUCCUGUCGUUUUGGAUCGGUAAUGCCAUGCACUUAUUCCUCCCUUCAAGAGGGGUUUUCAGGUUCAUCAACCCGGGUCCAUUCAACAUCAAGGAACACGUCGCGAUCAUCAUCAUGUCUUCUACUGCCGCUACUUCGGCUGUGGCUAUACAAGUGAUCUCAGUCCAGGAGCUGUAUUACAACAACAAGAUGAACCCUGGCAUUGCAAUCUUCACUUUGAUAGGAUCGCAGCUGAUAGGCUACGGUUACGCCGGUUUGUUGCAAGAUGCGCUCGUCCGACCGACGAAAUGUUUCUGGCCAACUACCAUAUAUACGGCCAACCUUUUCCAGGCCUUGCACUAUGACAAACAGAUGACGUCCAAGCGAGUACGCCUCUUCUGGAUGGUAUUCGCAGCGAUGUUCUUGUGGGAGAUUGUCCCUCAAUGGAUCUUCCCACUUCUCACGGGAUUCUCUAUCUUCUGUCUGGCUGAUAACAGUAGCUCGGUAUUCAGAAAUGUCUUCGGUGGCGCGAGCAACAAUGAAGGCAUGGGAUUGCUCGCACUCUGCUUAGACUGGAACUUGAUCACGAGUAGUUGCCUGUGGAGCCCGCUCUGGCUCCAGCUCAACCAGGACAUUGGCAUCAUCUUGACAUACGUCCUCAUGUGCGCUGUUUACUACGGCAACUUGUGGAACGCACAGAAUUUCCCCUUCAUGAGUCAGGCAAUCUUUGCGGAAGAUGGAACUCAAUACAAUCAGACUGCGCUAUUGACCGACGGAAAGUUUGAUCCUGCGAAGUAUGCGGAACUCGGUCCUGCAUUCUUUUCUGCAACGAAUGCCUUGUAUCUCAUUACAUCGAACCUUUCGUUGGGUGCUGUUGUGUCUCAUGUCUUCUUGUUCAACUGGGGAGACAUAAAGCCUUUCAUUUUGAGCCUGAAUCCCUGGUACAAGAACAUUGACACUUCUUUUAAUCCUCAUUACGAGAAAAUGUCAAUCUACAAACAGAUUCCACGGUGGUGGUACAUCGUCAUCUUGUUGGGGGCAUAUGGCAUCGCUCAAGCUACCGAUUAUACUGGCCAUUCAGGCCUUCCAUGGUGGGCUGUUACAGUGCUAUUGAUAAUCGGCUUCAUUUUUUGUGCGUUGUAUGCUACAUUGUGUGCGACGAUUGGUUUCCAGCAGUUCAACACAUCGGGUAACGGUUUCUUCCAGAUGAUUACCGCAUAUCUGGUCCCUGGUCGUCCUGUAGCCAAUAUGUAUGGCGCGCUUUAUGGACAACAUCCGAUGCAACAGGGUAUCGCCUUUCUGUCGGAUCUGAAGCUUGGUCAAUAUGUCAAACUUCCACCGCGGGUGACCUUCUGCGUGCAAAUGAUGGGAACUGUUAUUGGAGCGCUUCUCAACUAUGUUAUGAUGCUAUCAAUCAUCAACGCCAACAGACCUGCUUUGCUCUCCAUUUCUGGAACUCGUCUUUGGUCUGGACAAAAUGCGCAGGCCUACAACUCUAAUGCUAUCUCUUGGGGUGCUCUCGGUCCCGAGAUGUUCGGCGCGCAUUCCACCUACAAGAUGGUCCCGAUCUCGUUGGCCAUCGGCUUCAUUUGCCCUUUCCCCAUCUACCUUGCCUGCCGCCUGUGGCCCAAGGCCGGAUUUGAGAACCUCAAUGCAUCUAUCAUUCUGCAGUACAUCUCCAGCCUGAGCGUUGGCGUCAACACUCAAAUCAAUACCUUUAUGGCCAUCGGUAUCUUCUCGCAGUGGUGGAUGCGGACCCGGUACCCGCGUUGGUUCACCAAGUACAACUACAUCGUGGCAGCUGGGUUGGAUGGUGGAACUCAAGUCAUUGUAUUCAUCCUGAACUUCGCGAUAUUCGGCGCCGCAGGUAAUGCUCACACCUUCCCUCAGUGGUGGGGCAAUACCAACCAAGUCAGUCUGUCCGCUGAUCGGUGCGCAUUACCCCCUUCGUGA
Sparassis crispa is the source of this 2307-nucleotide messenger RNA. Its product is annotated as OPT oligopeptide transporter. NCBI's taxonomy places the organism in Eukaryota, Fungi, Basidiomycota, Agaricomycetes, Polyporales, Sparassidaceae. Bases 1 to 2307 code for a protein of 768 amino acids. The transcript is spliced from 23 exons. Gene Ontology annotation, molecular function: oligopeptide transmembrane transporter activity. Gene Ontology annotation, biological process: transmembrane transport. The record is from RefSeq and is a predicted model, not a curated record.